Pararge aegeria (speckled wood butterfly) is the source of this 1121-nucleotide messenger RNA. It is a transcript of the gene Rack1, whose product is annotated as guanine nucleotide-binding protein subunit beta-like protein. The record is from RefSeq and is a predicted model, not a curated record. Bases 86 to 1045 code for a protein of 319 amino acids. Gene Ontology annotation, cellular component: nucleus; cytosol. NCBI's taxonomy places the organism in Eukaryota, Metazoa, Arthropoda, Insecta, Lepidoptera, Nymphalidae. Gene Ontology annotation, molecular function: ribosome binding; translation regulator activity; protein kinase C binding. The transcript is spliced from 5 exons. Gene Ontology annotation, biological process: positive regulation of protein phosphorylation; rescue of stalled cytosolic ribosome.
AAUCAUCUAUUUAGUUCUUUUCUCUUUGCCCGGGUCGACUGCUUGGUCAAGUGGCGCGGGCCGCAGUGAAUAAUAAAUUGUAAAAAUGACGGAAACUUUAAAGCCGAGAGGUAUCCUUUGCGGACACAAUGGGUGGGUCACCCAAAUCGCGACCAACCCAAAAUAUCCUGACAUGAUUUUAUCGUCGUCUCGAGACAAAACAUUAAUCGUUUGGAAACUGAUGAGGGACGAAACCAACUACGGAGUACCUUCGAAGCGUCUUUACGGACAUUCCCACUUCAUCUCUGACGUAGUUCUGUCCAGCGACGGUAACUACGCCCUAUCUGGAUCCUGGGACAAGACUCUCCGACUUUGGGAUCUCCAAGCCGGAAAAACCACCAGGCGGUUCGAAGACCAUACUAAGGAUGUACUAUCAGUUGCCUUCUCAGUGGACAACCGUCAGAUUGUAUCUGGCUCCAGGGACAAGACAAUCAAGUUGUGGAACACCCUUGCAGAGUGCAAGUACACCAUUCAAGAUGAUGGUCACAGUGACUGGGUGUCAUGCGUCAGGUUCUCACCUAACCACGCCAAUCCAAUUAUUGUCUCUGCUGGAUGGGACAGGACUGUUAAGGUCUGGCACUUGACUAACUGCAAGCUUAAGAUCAACCACCUUGGUCAUUCCGGUUACCUGAACACAGUGACUGUUUCUCCUGAUGGCUCUCUAUGUGCAUCUGGUGGCAAGGACAUGAAGGCGAUGCUGUGGGACUUGAACGAUGGCAAGCACCUUCACACCCUUGACCAUAAUGACAUCAUCACAGCAUUGUGCUUCUCGCCAAACAGAUAUUGGCUGUGUGCUGCAUUUGGACCCUCAAUCAAGAUCUGGGAUCUGGAAAGCAAGGAGAUGGUUGAAGAGCUGAAGCCUGAUGUUAUCAACCAGCAAACACCUACAAAGACAGAUCCACCUCAGUGCCUCUCGCUUGCGUGGUCUACAGAUGGGCAGACACUCUUUGCUGGCUAUUCCGACAACAUUAUCAGAGUCUGGCAGGUUUCAGUCUCAGCGCGAUAAGUUAUAUAAGGACAAGAAUUUCAUUUAUUUUUGUCCUCUUGAAAUAAGUAUAAAAAUAAAUGGAAUUGGCUGACUA